Messenger RNA from Galendromus occidentalis (western predatory mite), 2327 nucleotides. RefSeq lists its product as uncharacterized. Lineage: Eukaryota; Metazoa; Arthropoda; Arachnida; Mesostigmata; Phytoseiidae. Bases 114 to 2327 code for a protein of 737 amino acids. The transcript is spliced from 7 exons. The record is from RefSeq and is a predicted model, not a curated record.
AUCCCGUCUGGGAGAACUUCGAGCCGACGGCCGACAAAGAUGUACAAAUAUGCAAGAUAUGCCGCGAGCCGCGGCGUACUGGCAAGCAAAGCGCUAGCACUUUGAAAACCCACAUGGCGACCCAUGCGAAGAAAGAUUCGACGAGCGCGACGGCUGAGUUGCUAAACUGGUUGGUUCCCGGUAUAGUGACUGUCUUAAAUACGCCGGUUAGCCAUUUCAAUUCACCAUUCUUCGGCAAGCUGUUUGAUCUUGCCAAACUUGGCCCAAUCAACGAGAAGAUUGCUAGACGAUUGUGCGAUUCGACAGCUAAUAUGGUGAAGAGCAGGUUGGCAGCCGACCUCGCUACUCUCAGAAGUGAAGGGACGGUUUUCACGCUUACCGCAGAUGAGUGGACAUGGCAGCGCAAGCGCUUUGUUGGCGUCACUCUUCAUUCCUCGGUGAAUAUCCCACAUUUCAAUGCGAGAUCCGUUGAAAUAAUGUCGAGAUUCCGAGAGCGAGCUACUGCAACGCAUCUCCACGAAGUCCUUCUCGACAAUCUCACGGAGCUCAAUUUGUCUAUCGGAGACAUCAAAGGGAUCACUACUGACGCGGCGUCAGUGAUGCGACGCGUCGGCGACCUCCUGGCAGCCUCAGCUGGCUCAGAUCAGUUCUACCACCAAUUGUGCUUCGCUCACGGCUUGCACUUGGCCGUACUUGACACACUGAAAGUGACCACGCAUACUGCUCCUGCAGAGUGGGACCUCGUCGACGUCCAAGCUGACGGAGAAGAGCAGCCGGAUGAUGAGCUAGAGAGGGUCUCCCCUGAAUAUUGCAGCUCCUCAGGUUCUCUUGUCAACGCCGUACGCGAAGAGUGUCAAAAAUUCCAAAGGAGUCCCGCCAUGAACGACGAGCUGCAAAAACUCGCCCUUGCGGCCGGCUGCCAAGUGAAACUUGUGGUUGACAUUCGCAUACGCUGGAGUAGCACCCUUAGGAUGUUGCAAAACUUCCUCAAAAAUGAAAACCCGCUCAAAGAAUUUUAUGGAGCGACUCGCGAUGUUGCCGGCUUGUUCCCGUUUACCGACAGAGACCUGAAAAAAAUCAAACAUGUAGCGGCCGCACUCAGUCACGUCGAAGAGUGUACGCGACGCCUUUCACUCGCGGACGCCACCUUGAGAUCUGCCGAUCUGGCUUUACAAGCCAUGAUCAUGAAACUGGAAUCGGAGCACGGAAAAUUCGCUGCAUCACUCCGCAAGAACAUCUGCAUCCGACUUCUCCAGAGGAGAGGAGUUGCGUCCAGGCUAUCAAGACUGACGCGGAAGAAGGGUGCGGAGACUGAAUUGGAUACAUGGCUGGAUGACGUCAGAGAACAAGUUGUAGCGGCCGGGCAGGAGGCUGUGUACAAGACCUUCCUACCACCCGGAGAUUUGGCGGCUGAAAUUUCGAAAUUCCAGUCGGAGACGGCAGUAGAAGAGGAUCCUCCUGAGCAUGACGCGCGAAGUGAAGGUCCCAAAGACUUCUACGAAAUCUAUUUAAACAGGGAUGAAGACGAGAUGGAUUGCACGCCGUCCUCUCAGGAAACGAUCCAAAGACAGGGUGUCAAGAGCCUACCAGAAGUUCUGGUAGCUACUCUCGACACCCUGCAGCCGACGAGUGUGCCGGCAGAGCGUAUCUUCAGCAAGGCACGCUCUGCUAGGCGUUACAAUCAAGAAUCUCAAAAUGAUGAGCGAUUCGGUAGUUAUAUAUUCCUGAAAGAUUAUAUCACGAAGAGUCAGGAGUGGCUAGAAGCCAUGGGAGCCGAAAUGAACAGCAUGACGGCAUUGAACGUGUGGACUCUAACCACACCACCAACUGGACGCCGAAGUUUAGGCUGUCGGUUGGUUUUCAAGAUAAAACGAAAUGCUGAGGGAAAGAUCUUCGAUGUUGCUUCCGCUUCCUUAUCCGCGAAAAUUGAGGAAGAAUUAUAUAUGGACCAACCGGAGGGCUUCCAUGAUGAUACCCUGCGAGUAUGUAGACUUUACAAGGCUCUCUACGGGAGUCGUCAGGCCCUCCGAUGCUUCCAUAUGAAGACCAAAUCUAUACUCCUUGGUCUAGGACUUGGACAAUGUCUCGCCGAACCAUGUGUUUUUUACGGCGACAAUGUGGACAGACUGAUGCCCUGUUCAACACCAGCUGACAGGGACAAAUAUUCCCUCGAUGAGACCGAGGAACUCGAGGAUAUACCCUAUCGAGAACUCAUCGGAAGUCUCAAGUAUCUGCAGUUAGGUACCAGACCGGACAUCUCAUUUAUCGUUGGUUAUCUGUCGCGCUUCUUAGAGCACGCAACCCACAACAAAGAAGAGGUGGUCUGA